ACAAAUCAACACAAGAAGAUUAGAUCAAGAAGGCCCAAGCCACAUCUCAUUAUCUCGUUUCCCGAGAAAGAGCUCGUCCAAGAACGCUCAAGAAAGUUCAGUCAUGGCUGCUCAGUCAAUCCUCACAUGCUCCUUGCCUUCUCGACCUCUCUUCUCUCCGUCGUCGAAACCCCAAUCGCUCGUCUCCUCUUCUUCUUCUCCUCGUCUCCCCUCCUCAUUCCGCGGCGUCUCCAUUAACCUCCACCGCUGCCGCUCGGUUUCCUUCUCCGGCGGAUCUCCGGCGAGAUCGCUCACCGUGGUUGCGGCCGCGAAGAAGGCUGUGGCGGUGCUCAAGGGCACCUCCCAGGUUGAAGGGGUCGUCACUCUGACCCAAGGCGACGACGGUCCGACGACCGUGAAUGUUCGCAUCACCGGUCUCACUCCAGGGCCUCAUGGAUUUCAUCUCCAUGAGUAUGGUGACACAACAAAUGGAUGCAUCUCAACAGGAGCACAUUUCAAUCCAAACAGCAUGACACAUGGAGCUCCUGAAGACGAAAUCCGUCAUGCGGGUGACCUGGGAAACAUCAUCGCCAAUGCCGAUGGAGUGGCAGAGGCAACAAUUGUGGACAAUCAGAUUCCUCUGAGUGGUCCAAAUUCAGUAGUUGGAAGGGCCCUUGUGGUUCAUGAGCUUGAGGAUGACCUCGGAAAGGGUGGACAUGAGCUUAGUCUAACCACGGGCAAUGCUGGGGGAAGAUUGGCAUGCGGUGUGGUUGGAUUGACUCCUCUGUAAGUCUCAGUUUCGGCCACUGCUAUUACUACGGCAAAAGGGGUUGGAUCUGGGAACAUGAUCUGUUCUGUUCUGUUUGAUUUUGAACUGAUGAGCUCGUAAUGAGAUAUGAGCCAAACCGUUAAUGUUAUAUUGAUAAGUUAGAUACCAACUGCCACUAACUGUAUUUUCAGAAUGUGUUUAUUUGGUGGGACAUUUUGAUUUUA
Messenger RNA from Tarenaya hassleriana, 972 nucleotides. RefSeq names its product superoxide dismutase [Cu-Zn], chloroplastic. Gene Ontology annotation, biological process: removal of superoxide radicals. Gene Ontology annotation, molecular function: superoxide dismutase activity; copper ion binding. Bases 104 to 769 code for a protein of 221 amino acids. NCBI's taxonomy places the organism in Eukaryota, Viridiplantae, Streptophyta, Magnoliopsida, Brassicales, Cleomaceae. The record is from RefSeq and is a predicted model, not a curated record. The transcript has 9 exons.